CAGAAUAGAGCGCGUGUGCCUGAAUCAGAUCUGCAUUCCCUUCCUGACUCUUCUCCCUCAUUGCUGCAAUGUGAGCAGACAGAAUGGGGCAGGUCGCUUGGAAAGGGCUGUUCAUGUCACUCUUUGAUUAUAAGACUGAAAAAUAUGUCAUUGCCAAGAACAAAAAGGUGGGGAUUUUAUUCCGUGUUGUUCAGCUGUCCAUUCUGGCAUAUCUUGUGGGGUGGGUGUUUGUGACUAAAAAAGGGUAUCAAGACACCGACACAUCCAUACAGAGCUCUGUCAUUACCAAGUUAAAGGGAGUUGCCUUCACCAACACUACAGAACUGGGACCAAGACUCUGGGAUGUGGUAGAUUAUGUCAUACCGCCACAGGGUGAAAAUAUUUUUUUUGUGGUAACAAACCUGAUUGUCACCCCUAACCAGAGGCAAGGUAAAUGCAGUGAGAAUGCUGGAAUUCCAGACGCAGUAUGUACAAAGGACAGUGACUGCCCGGAGGGUGAACCGGUCAUUGCCGGCAAUGGGGUGAAGACUGGCCGCUGCCUAAACAUAAAAGAAAACACAACUGGAACCUGUGAAAUAUUUGCAUGGUGUCCCUUGGAAAAGAAGCAGAAGUUGAGAGCUCCACUUCUAGGAAAAGCAGAGGAUUUCACAGUGUACAUUAAAAAUUCCAUCCGUUUUCCAAAGUUCAAUUUUUCCAAAACGAAUGUUCGUGAUACAAAGGAUGGCUCCUUCCUGAAGACCUGUCGACACAGUAAAGAGGACCAUUAUUGCCCCAUCUUCCACCUAGGGAAAAUUGUCUCUUGGUCUGGGAGUGACUUUCAGGAUAUAGCACUGGAGGGUGGCGUUAUUGGAAUUCAGAUAGAAUGGGAUUGUAACCUGGACAAGGAUACUUCUGAAUGUCACCCACGCUACUCUUUCACGCGGCUGGAUAAUAAAUUCUCUGAGAAAUCUGUCUCCUCUGGCUACAAUUUCAGAUUUGCCAAGUAUUAUCGUGAUGUGAAUGAGACGGACUACAGAACGUUGAUAAAAGCAUACGGCAUUCGUUUUGACAUCAUGGUGAAUGGAAAGGCUGGAAAGUUCAAUAUCAUCCCAACAAUCGUCAAUAUAGGCUCAGGCCUGGCUCUAAUGGGUGCGGGGGCCUUCUUCUGUGACUUGGUCUUACUGUAUGUGCUUAAAAGGAGUAACUUCUACAGAGACAAGAAAUUUGAAGAAGUGAAAUCAGUCAAGAAAACUCUACAGGUAAAUGGACAAAAGAAAUCAAAAAGCCACGAUGACAUCGAUCAGUUGAGACAGUUGCAGAGUGUGGAGGCGUAAAGCACUGGAUGACUCUGAGGAUCCAGAUAAAGUGCCUAUGAGGAAGUGUAAUAAGACAGGACAUGCUGAAUGUUGCGCCAUUGUUGGGUGUUUUCAUGAACUGUUCCAUCCAUAGCUUUCUUCGGCGGCUGUUCUGUGUAAACAUUUGCUGCACCCCAAACAGCAACACCUAUUUAUUCAUGGGGGACAUUAGAGUCUCGUUCAUCCAACGCAACAAUCAGGCGGAACUCUACAGGCACUGUAAGGCAUUUGAUAAAUCCACUGCAAGCAAUUUAGGGACCUACCCACCUUGCUGGUUGGUCAUUGGGGUGCAGUGUUGUUUUCUAGGCUUUGCACCAUAUUUUGUAAUGACUGAUUAUGUUCAUUUUCUUAAACCAUGGAUUGGACUCUA
Rana temporaria (common frog) is the source of this 1704-nucleotide messenger RNA. RefSeq names its product purinergic receptor P2X 5 (gene P2RX5). The record is from RefSeq and is a predicted model, not a curated record. Lineage: Eukaryota; Metazoa; Chordata; Amphibia; Anura; Ranidae. Gene Ontology annotation, cellular component: nuclear inner membrane; plasma membrane. The coding region runs from base 84 to 1313 and encodes 409 amino acids. Gene Ontology annotation, biological process: response to ATP; monoatomic cation transmembrane transport. The transcript is spliced from 12 exons. Gene Ontology annotation, molecular function: ATP binding; purinergic nucleotide receptor activity; extracellularly ATP-gated monoatomic cation channel activity.